AUGCACACUUCAGUUCAUCGUUCUAUCUCAUAUAGUCAUAUUACCGGCUUCGCGAAAGAAAUCUUUUUUUUUUUCUGGCUAAGCCUGAAUUAUACAAAUCCCCAGAAGAGAGCUCGAUGUUCUGCUCAGCGUAUACACCAAGUAUUUACCAUCUUCAUGCGGAAAAGCCCGUUUUUCGGAAACAGAGGUUUCGAGUUUGUUCAUCUACUUCUAGUGAGAAUGACAGAUUCAAACUAGAGUAUACUCCUUGGCUUAUCGUAGGGUUGGGCAAUCCUGGAAAUAAAUAUCAUGGAACAAGACACAAUGUUGGUUUCGAGAUGAUUGAUAAGUUGGCUAGAAAAGAAGGUGUUUUGAUGAACACAAUACAGUCGAAAGCUCUGAUCGGAAUAGGUGCUAUCGAAGAGGUACCUAUCUUGUUGGCUAAACCUCAGACUUACAUGAACUUCAGCGGCGAAUCGGUUGGAUCUUUAGCUUCACACUAUCAAGUACCUUUGCGUCACAUUUUACUGAUCUAUGAUGAGAUGGCUUUACCAAAUGGGGUUUUGAGACUUCAACCAAAAGGAGGUCAAGGCUAUCACAACGGAGUGAAGAGUGUGAUGGGGCAUUUGGAUGGUCGUAGAAACUUUCCUCGACUAAGCAUAGGCAUUGGUAAUCCACCUGGAAACAUGGAUAUGAAAGCUUUUCUUCUUCAGAAGUUUAGUCCAUUGGAGCGGAAACAGAUUGAUGAAGCACUCGAGCAAGGAAGUGAAGCAGUGAAGACUCUUGUGCUCAAUGGAUUCAAUCAAGGAAUCUCAAGAUUUAAUCUUGUGCAGAAGUAUAAAUUCCAUAAAGUAUAAAUGAAAAUUGAAAAUAAGAGACGAGGAAUUUAGUAACAUAAAGAAUGUGAAGAGAUUCGGAUUAGUUUAGUAUAAUUUUCAUUUUAACUGUAAAACAAACAAGAAGAAUUUCUCUUGUCCCUAAGCUACCAUGUCCAACUGGUCAAUGCAUUCUUAA
This is a messenger RNA of Eutrema salsugineum, 993 nucleotides long. Its product is annotated as chloroplastic group IIB intron splicing facilitator CRS2-B, chloroplastic. The transcript is spliced from 8 exons. Gene Ontology annotation, molecular function: peptidyl-tRNA hydrolase activity. NCBI's taxonomy places the organism in Eukaryota, Viridiplantae, Streptophyta, Magnoliopsida, Brassicales, Brassicaceae. The record is from RefSeq and is a predicted model, not a curated record. Bases 117 to 836 code for a protein of 239 amino acids.